AUGGCCUCUACGGCCGCAGAAUCUCUCUCCAUCCAACCAUGGGCGCGUACCGGCGGCGAGGACGGCGCGCUCAUGGACAUCCUCGCACGCGCCAAUUUCGAGCGUGGUCACUUUCGCGACAUCUCAGAGGCUACUUUGCAGGAAGAGCUAGCCACCGACGGUGCGCUUGAGCUCAGUGAGAGCGAGGACGAUGAUGAAGAAGAAGAAGAAGAAGAAGAGAAAGAGGUGGAGGCAGGAGCAGUGAGCAGCGACGGAGUCCGGCCAACCACGCGCGAAGAGCUGUACAAGGCAAAGUACGAGAUGCUUGGGAAAGUGAGGGCGGCAGAGCAGGAGAUCCUGAUGGCACUGGACUUUGUGUCGCUUUUGGUGUCCAAAGACGUACCGAAGCAGGGCGCGUCGACCAUGUCGCCAUUCUUGAAGCAAGCUGUUCCUAUGGGAACGCUGGGAACCGAUCUCUGGCAACGGAUGCCCGCAGACAAGGCUCGGGAGGCUCAAGAUGAGUUACUGGCUACCGAGGUCAAGAUGGAGGGGCUCCAACAGAGCGCAGACAAUUUGCUGGGAGCUGCGAAUCGACUCCGGGACAACGUUCAGAAAGAGACCGAGUACUGGAACCAAGUGCUUUCGAUAUCAGAAGAGGGCUGGAACGUCUGUCGGAUACCAGGACAGCCGAACAGACUUGCAGUGCGAUUUGGCUUCAGCGAAAGCUCGCCCGAGUUUUCAAGGAGAGGCAUGGCUGCGCUAAUCUCGACUUCUGACGGCAAGAUCACGCUGGAACGGGGUGUCGGAAGCAAGCCGAAGAGUCUACGUGUUGUUAUGCGGAAGGGGAGCAGGAUUGUUGGCACGUCGAAAUUGCCCGAUAGUCCUGACGCCGAUGAUACCACUCUCGCGGCGCGCAUUCGCUACGCUAGAGACAGUUUGUACGACGAAGAGCUUUACCAUGAGAUGCUCCGGGAAAGCCGCACUCUCACGUCGCUUGGUGUGCACAUGUCCGGGUCGGAAAUCCACUUCAACAGGCAAGCAGAACUCGACGACAGCUUCGACAUUUCAAUGGACCUGAUUGCGUUAGACGAGGCUCCCGACAUUCAGUACGAUCCUUCGAGUCCGCAAGAUAGGCUAGCGCAGAUGACAGUACUGGCUGCAAGGUUGCUGCUGAGUCAAGCACAUCGAGAUCGUCUGAAGAAGAGGUCUGGAGUGCCGCCGCCCAUGUCAGACAAGCGAAACGACAGCAAGCCGUUACUACCGAUCUUACGACCGUUGCUGUCGCUGGUUAUGCAUCACCGGACUGUGGAACGCCUCAACGCGUACCUCGACCUGGUGGCAAGCAUAGUAAAGACGGCCAAGUGCGAACUUGAAACGCAACAUGCUCGCUUCGAACUCCCACAAGACGCUCAGUCGUCGACCACGGAAAGCCUCAUCUCGAUGCUAAUGCAAACUUGGACAUCUCACGUUCAACUAACAGUGAAGAAUUGCGAAGGAGGAGACGAGAGCAUGACCUCGACCAUUGAGACGUCCUUGGCGAACAACAGCAGCUUCGGAUCAGCCAUUACGCUUGCCUCGUCAGAUGCGGACAAGCAUCACUUCGAUGAUCAUGAAGGGCUCAUCGGCGCUGCUGAUGCAAAGGUGGCCUCAAAUCUAGCCAGAGGACUACUUGCUGUGACUGACAAGCACUGGGUAUUCGAGGAGACCGAAGCACUCUUGGUAAAGGACACAGCGGCGGGUGAGAAAAGUGAAGCUAUAUGGGUCGCCUUGGAUAGUGAAAGCAAGACUCUGACGCUGCAAUCGCUGAAGAAGAAAUUCUUCUGGACGUUGGGAGGGGAGCAAUCACAGGAAAGCUUUGCUGAGGCGGCUGCUGAGCUGCUUGGACCUAGGAAGGGUAGAUGA
Messenger RNA from Saxophila tyrrhenica, 1881 nucleotides. It is a transcript of the gene SRB4, whose product is annotated as RNA polymerase II mediator complex subunit. Gene Ontology annotation, biological process: regulation of transcription by RNA polymerase II. The record is from RefSeq and is a predicted model, not a curated record. Gene Ontology annotation, cellular component: core mediator complex; mediator complex. NCBI's taxonomy places the organism in Eukaryota, Fungi, Ascomycota, Dothideomycetes, Mycosphaerellales, Extremaceae. The coding region runs from base 1 to 1881 and encodes 626 amino acids. The transcript has a single exon. Gene Ontology annotation, molecular function: transcription coregulator activity.